AUGUCCAGUGGUGUCAGAGGAAGUGCAAAAAACCACGUGACGGGUGGUGGAUUCGUCGGUUUCUCUGGUAAAAUGGUUUUCUCAGUGGAACCGAUGAAUCCCAACUCGCAACGCUUCCCCACCACCACUGGUCACGUGGUUGGUUUGACCUUCUCUGGCAUCAGUGGUAUGAGCAUAGGUUCCUUGUGUAGCGGCGACCCACCCUCUUUUUUACAGUUUAAUCAAGGAGGCUUCCAAGGUUCACAACCCUCUCCUAAUCAGCAAAGCAAUUAUAAACAAGGAAAUGCACAAAACGUACAAGCAUUUAAACAACAACCGCAACAGCAGCAAGUCACGUCAAGGAAUUUGCAACAAGGGAAACCACAACAGCAACCAUCGCAACCACAGCAGCAGCAGCAACAACAACAACAACAACAACAACAGAUUAAACCACCACAGCAACCAAUCUCAUCUCAAAUACAAUCGCAACCUCAGUCUCAACCUCAACCUGUUCCACAACCUCAACCUCAACCUCAACCUCAGCAACAAUCUCAGCCUCAAUCCCAAGCACAGCUGCAAUCUUCGGCUCAACCCCAACGAUUAAAACCAAUUUUGAAACAGACAUCCCAUACACAGCAGCAAGCUACACCAACUGUGCAAAAUAGUCCUGCUCCGACUUCUCAACCACCAAUUCCUGCUCCAACACCUCUAACAACCAAUUCGAAUCCUACACCACCAGUAACAAACAAUGCUUCUGAUGCAAAGAAUGAUAAUCAAGUGCCUGAGAAUGCUGAUGUUGAAAUGCAAGAUCAACAACCUAGAUGGAGACGUAAAGUACCUGGAUUUAGGGUAAACAAAAGACUCAAACGACUUCGUUUGAAUCAACGUUUAAGAAAAACAUUGCAACCAAAGAAUGCAAUUAUGGUACUGAAUGAAAUGAAGGCUGGAGUGCAGUUCACAUUCCCUGAAACCCAAGGAAUGCCAAACUCUCUUUAUCUCGUUCAUGCAGAGCUUGAUGGUAAAACCUAUGUUGGACAAGGAUUAUCAAAACCACUUGCACGACAAAAUGCUGCCGAAAAUGCAUUGAAAGCUUUAUUACUUGAAAAAAUGACAGCAGCCUCUUUGAAAGCACGUAUUGAUGCAGAAACAGAUGGUAUGAUAAAUCAAUUGGCAGAUUCGUCCAAUGUAUCAAAGGAUGAUAGUAACGAAGAAGGUGCAACACCUAUGGACACUAACGUAGACGAAAGUGACGAAAUUCCAUGGAGUUCUCUGGCCAGUUUUGCUUUAUACAAACUGUUCCUUGAGUGGCAUAAUCAAGGAACAUCAGUUCCGGUUUCAAGACCUGGAUUACCAUCACCUGUAAAAGGAGUUAAGAAAGAGAUUGCCCAUAUUCCAAAAGCUCCAGUUCAAAAGGAACUUCCAACAAACGCUACGAACAUACACCCUGUAAUGUUAUUAAACCAGAUGAGACCAGGUUUAACAUAUGUGGAAUUAAAUCGUGUUGGUAAUCCACCUAAUACAAUGUUUACACUUGCUGUAGAAAUUGAUGGGGUUGAAUAUGCAGGAACAGCCAAAAACAAAAAAGAUGCCAAGAAAAUAGCUGCAAAGUCAGCACUGUUGGCUUUGUACGGUUUGAGCUACCCAGAUGAAAAUAAAGCAACUAUUCAAGAGCUUACAAUGGCUUAAAACAACCUUUGAAUAAUAAAAUAUCUUAAUUUUUUAUUUUAUGACUUCAAUUUAUAUAUUGUGUGAACAACUGCAUGUUGCAGACGAGAUUCUAAAACUUGAAUAACCUGCAAUAAUAAUAUAAGAUUUUUUCAAUUUAUAUUUAUAAAUAUAUAGAAUUCAUGUACACAUAUUGAAAAUUGUAUAAUAUUCAGUUGUCUAUAAUAUUAACAAUAUUUAAAGAGUAUUCUUUCUUAUAAAUUGAAUCAAUGUUUAAGUAGAUACUGCUGUAGUUAAUUUAAAAGCGUUUUCUAUGAUAACAGUUUCUUAUUAAAUAUAGCAUGUCUUUAUAUAGGGUGGUAUAUAAAUCAAUCGUCGUAGUAUUUCAACUGAUUUUGACAGCGCACUGAAAAUAUUUCAAACAAGAAUUCAGUAGGUGAAUUUGCAUGAGAUGGAAAAUAUAUUGAAAGUGUCAGUUUUUACAAAAAAACAUUACUUACAAUCAUACAAAAUAAUUCUUUUCAUGCAAUUAACUUUUGCUGGAAGUAUUUUAUUAUACUAACAAGUUCAGUUGAAAUCGCCCUUCAAAUAGAUCACCCUGUAGCCUUUUUAAUUUGUAUGUACAACAAAAUGACAUUUUAUCGAUUACUAUAUUUCCAAUAAAUUGUGGAAUUUCAAUUGUCUACGUACAUAUUAUGAUUGUUGAUUUAAGUGUAUCAUUGUAUGUAACGAUAUACAUAUAUCACUGAGAUAAAUGCAAAUGUAAGUAGAUGCAACAAUUGAUAAAAAUAUUAUCAUUGUGUUUGAAAUCAGUAAAAUAUACAUCUUCUGCAAGAUCAACCAUGUUUAACUAGUUUACUUUAUAGAUAGUAUAUUACUGAUCCCAUUUGCAAUCUGAACAUUUUUGUGUCAAUGUUAUAUUGACAUUCAAAUCUUAAUGUAGUCUAAUAAAUCAAUAUUUACAAAAACUA
Molecule: messenger RNA, 2615 nt
Organism: Megalopta genalis
Lineage: Eukaryota; Metazoa; Arthropoda; Insecta; Hymenoptera; Halictidae
Source: RefSeq, a predicted model, not a curated record